AUGUCGCACGAGCUCGCCCCCGCGCACACGCGCACGUCGGACGACGACAAGAAGGAGGCCGGGCGCGGCGCCACCGCCUCGCCCGCUGCGGGCAGCGCGAGCGAGCGGGCCGACGACGCGCACCUCGGCGGCGCACACGGCGAGGCCGUCGACCGCGAGCACCGCUGGUGGAGCAUGGAGGAGGACCGCCGCGUGCGCCGCAAGCUCGACGUGCGCAUCCUGCCCAUCCUCUUCAUCACGUAUCUCCUCGCCGCGCUGGACCGCUCGAACAUCGGCAACGCCCGCACCGCCGGCAUGAACAAGGACCUCGGCAUCUCGUCGCCGCAGUUCCAGUGGCUGCUGACCAUGUUCUACAUCGGCUACGCGCUCUUCCAGUGGCUCCUGCUCGCGCUCAAGAUCCUGCCGCCGUCGCGCUGGAUGGCGGGCUGUGUCUUCGUGUGGGGUGUCGCGUCGGUGCUGCAGUCGACGGCGACGGGCUGGAGCGGCCUCAUGGCCUGCCGCUUCUUCCUCGGCGUCGCAGAGGCCGGCUUCGGCACGGCCGUCGCUCUCUACUACUCCUUCUUCUACCCCAAGGAGGAGAUCGGCAUCCGCUUUGCCAUCUUCCUCACCUCGUCGGCGCUGGGCAGCUGCAUUGCCGGCUCGAUUGCGUACGGCAUCCAGCAGACGCGCACUGCGGUCGAGCCGUGGCGCCUCCUCUUCAUCGUCGAGGGUCUGCCCACAAUCAUCGUCGCGUUCAUCGUGCUCUUCUUCCUGCCCGACUCGAUCGCCAGCGCCUCGUUCCUCACGCCGCGCGAGCGCUCCAUCGCCGAGGCGCGUCUCUUCCGCGAGACAGUCGACCGCAGCGCGGCGGCACGGCUCGACGAGCAUGCCGGCGCGGGCGAGCAGAAGCAGAAGUUCAGCGCACUGCGCGCCAUCAAGGCGGAUGUGGCGGCCAAGCUUGACUUCUCCAACGCAAAGGGUGCUCUGCUUGACCCGAUGGCCUGGACCUCGGCAAUUCUGCUGUUCAUCGUGAACGUCAGCUACUCGUCGGUGCCGGUCUACCUGCCGACGUUUAUCAACGAGCUCGGCUACACGAGCAUCCGCAGCCAGGGCCUGUCGGCGCCGCCGUACCUGGUCGCUUGGAUCAUGGCGCUGGCCAUCGUGUACGUCUCCGAUCGGCUGAUGGUGCGCGGCGUCUUUGUGUGCGGCAUGUUCUGCGUCGGCAUCGCCGGCUACGUGAUGCUGGCCGUGUCUGAGAACGUGCACGUGCGCUACGGCGCCACGUACCUCGUCGUGCUCUCGCUCUUCACCGACAUUCCGCUCAUCUACAUGCUCAACAUCCACAACUCCGUCGGCGAGUCGCGGCGCGGCGUGGCGCUCGUGGCGCUGGGCGUCAUCGGGCAGUGCGGCCCGUUCCUGGGCGUGCGCCUCUUCCCCGACGCCGACAAGCCGCUCUACCGCAAGGGCAUGUGGACGUCGACGGGCAUCCUCAUCGGCGGCGCGGCCAUCUCGGCGACGGCGAGCCUGCUGCUGUGGAUGCGCAACCGGCGCCGCGACGCCGCACAGGCCGCGCUGGAGCGCAGCGAGGGCUACGCCGUCGAGAAGCGCGCCGACCCCGACGACGAGCGCUGGCGGCAGAAGCUCGACGUCGCACGGCGCGGCGAGGCGUCGAUCUACUUCCGCUACCAGGUCUGA
Molecule: messenger RNA, 1674 nt
Organism: Tilletiopsis washingtonensis
Lineage: Eukaryota; Fungi; Basidiomycota; Exobasidiomycetes; Entylomatales
Product: MFS general substrate transporter
Exons: 9
Coding region: 1-1674 (557 amino acids)
Biological process (GO): transmembrane transport
Cellular component (GO): membrane
Molecular function (GO): transmembrane transporter activity
Source: RefSeq, a predicted model, not a curated record